Molecule: messenger RNA, 2195 nt
Organism: Salvelinus namaycush (lake trout)
Lineage: Eukaryota; Metazoa; Chordata; Actinopteri; Salmoniformes; Salmonidae
Product: beta-1,4-galactosyltransferase 7-like
Exons: 6
Coding region: 571-1614 (347 amino acids)
Biological process (GO): carbohydrate metabolic process; proteoglycan biosynthetic process
Molecular function (GO): xylosylprotein 4-beta-galactosyltransferase activity
Source: RefSeq, a predicted model, not a curated record
GUAUGGUAGUGUGUGAAACACAGUUAAUUAUUGAAACAAAUGAUAUUUGUAUAGUUUGUUGCUAGACUUUUUUGUUUCCCGAAAUCCACGUGUCUCACCACAGAACAAUCUUUGGUCUCAUUGUGCAGUAGGACAUGGAUAGGAACAACAUUUCCUUGCUCUGCUAUGUUGCAACGUGUACACCCGGGGCGUCGUCAUUACGCCGAUUCUGUUGCAAAACGUUUUUUAAACAGAAUGAAACGAGGCGGGACCAACCUUAAUUUGUCCAAUAGAAACUCUCGUUUUAGUUGCUAAACGUUCUGCAACUGUUUAGACGAAUGAUUACACCCCUGCUAGCAGUGAGCAGCAAUGUUGCUCUGUUAUUAGCCAGCGUCAAGCCAAAGCUUUGCCAAUGUAAUAAGAACAUUGGCACGGCAUUUCACGUUCAGUAACCAAAGGCUUAAUGUGAUAUUUCGAGGAAGAAUAUGACAAGAACAUCAGUUGGACAUCAAAAUAAUCCGACUGCAAAAGGAGAGAGCCAGGAAUAAUGGAGAAGUUCGGUUGUAGAAUCACGACGACAUUCUCUGUUUCAUGAGGAGCUACUGUCAAAAUCGGGGGAAUAGCAUAACUGGAUUUUUCUGUGAAAUCUUGAAGCUGUUGUCAUUUGCAACCUCAAAAAUGAUGUAUUCAUCAAGAAGGAAACCAGUCCUCUAUUUCAAAGAAGACAGAAGAUUCUGGUCUGGGAAAUGCACAGUCUACAAACUAUUUGGUCUGUGUAUGGUGCUGGUGCUGGUCUCCCUCCUAUGGCUCCAACUCAGCUGUACAGGAGACAUGAGCCGGGUUGUAGUGGAUGACGGACGCAUCCCCCAUCAGCCUUGUCCCCUGGAGAGACAGGCAUCUGCUGCGGACGACCCUUCCUGGGGUCCUCACAAGCUGGCCCUCCUGAUACCUUUCAGGGAGAGAUUUGAGGAGCUGCUGGUGUUUGUCCCCUUCAUGCACACCUUCUUGAACAACAAGAAGAUACUACAUAAGAUCUUCGUAAUCAACCAGAUAGAUCACUAUCGGUUCAACAGAGCCUCUCUCAUUAACGUUGGUUACACGGAGAGUGGUAACGACACUGAUUACAUCGCCAUGCAUGAUGUGGACUUGUUACCUCUGAAUGAAGCUCUGGACUAUGGUUUCCCAGAGGAGGGCCCUUUCCACGUGGCCUCACCAGAGCUGCACCCCCUGUAUCACUACAAGACAUACGUGGGAGGAAUCCUGCUGCUCACCAAACAGCAUUAUCACAUGUGCAACGGCAUGUCCAACCGGUUCUGGGGAUGGGGGAGAGAAGACGAUGAAUUCUACAGGAGACUAAGAAGUGCUGGAUUACAGCUCUUCAGGCCCAGUGGGAUAAAAACAGGGUAUAAAACCUUUCGCCACAUCCAUGACCCUGCCUGGAGGAAGAGAGACCAGAAGAGAGUGGCUGCACAGAAACAGGAACAAUUCAAGGUUGACCCUGAGGGCGGGCUGACUAACUUGCAGUACAAGGUGGAGUCGAGACAGGAGCUGACUAUUAGUGGAGCCCCUGUCACUGUCCUCCACACCAAACUGGAGUGUGACACAGACAAGACUCCCUGGUGUCUGUUGAACUAAGAGGAGCCCAAUGAUAGACCCAUGCUGCCUCUCAUCUGGGUUAUGUUCAUUAUCCACCAAACGGAAUAAAACAGACUAAAACAGGGAGGGACUACCUGAGCUUCUGGAAUGAGAAACACUUGUUUUUGUGUGCCCUAAUGAAUAUGACCCUGGUGCUACAAAGGGUGAUGUUUCCCCUACCUGAUGUGUCUGGAAGACAUGGAUAAAAAAUAAAAUGUAGAUUAUUAUUUAAAAAAUGUAUCAAACAACCGCAUCAGAAGACAUGGGUGCCAUCUUCUGGACGACCCAGAGAAGAGGCUUUGGCCUUUGACCUCAGCAACGCCUUCCCUCAUUGGAGAGAUGGAAUGUAUUUAUAUUGAACUAGCUAUAUGAUGUCAUCCUUUAGAACUGUAUGUCUAACUUUCAUUCAGAACUGUGAGUGACUGGAUCUGUGAGUGACUGGAUCUGUGAGUGACUGGAUCCGUGAGUGACUGGAUCUCAUGCAGGCCUAACUUCAGGGGCUUUGAACUACAGAACCUUUACCAAUAUUGACGAUAAAUGAAAGGAAAGGUGUACUGAAAUAAUAAGCAAUGGCCUUUGUA